AUGUCCACCAAGUUUCCCGCUCCCUCACAUCCAUCCUCUAACAGUAUGACCCUAGUCUCAGACGACCCUAGUUGGUGGCCACUCAUCAACGCUUGGCGUAUUAGCAGCUAUUUUAUAGUUGCCGCUAGUGUUGGAGUGGUAUAUGAUUGGGUAUUUCCAGCCCUUACGUUCGGACAAGAGGUCGAACUGGUCUGGGUGAGCACAGUUCCACGUCAGAAGAACAACAUUGAUUUGCAACAGAGACAACGUUGGUCCCUGAUGACCGUUUUCUAUCUGACUGUGCGCUAUCUUGGAAUUUUAUAUAUUGCCCUGAACAUACUAAGCCGGAUUCUGUACCUCGUGUGGAGUUGGGCGAAUGUUGUGGCAUUUCCAAUGCUGUGUGUUAUCAUGACCACUCGGUUACAUGCCAUGUAUCAACGAUCCACAAGGAUCCUGAUAUUUCUCCUCGUCGUUUGCUUUGCUGUCAACAUUUUCGACGGAGUGGUCAUGUCAAUGGAAACGAGGGGUGCUUCAGGAAAGGAACUCAUUCUCUCUGGCACCUAUGCGUGCACGAUUGGCCUUGCGGACACUUCCCAACUUCUGUUUUCCAUGACUUGGAUACUCGGCGCUGUCUGGGAGGUCCUCGCGCUGUGUCUCGCAAUCUGGAUUGCUGUAAAACACUUCCGUGAACUGCGACAACAUUCGGCUGGAGGGAUUAUCGGGGACUGUUUCACGGUGUUGAUAAAAUCACACGUGCUUUACUUUGCGAGUUAUGUUGCCUUGUCUUGCUUCGGCCUCGUAAUUAAUUUCUCUCCAACGAUCUCAGCGGACCAAUUUUCCCUCGAAGCUCAGAUUCUUCUUGGUUUUGGUCAGAUUUUGCAAGUCAUGCAGUCCUUUGUGCUAGGACCACGCCUCAUCCUUGGCGUUCGAGAAUUCAACGCUCGGCUCGUGGCUGACUCUGAUGCAGCAACAGCCAUGACCUCAAUCGCUUUCCAGGAGCGCGUGCAUAUAUCAACUGGCAGUGGCGUAUAG
This is a messenger RNA of Suillus clintonianus, 1011 nucleotides long. RefSeq lists its product as uncharacterized. The record is from RefSeq and is a predicted model, not a curated record. Bases 1 to 1011 code for a protein of 336 amino acids. The transcript is spliced from 11 exons. Lineage: Eukaryota; Fungi; Basidiomycota; Agaricomycetes; Boletales; Suillaceae.